CCUGUGCUGCCCAGUCCCCGCAGGAGCAGGCAGACACGGUGGCUCUGCCAGGAGAACGGGGUGCUCUCAGGUGGCCCCUGGAGCUCGUUCCAUCCUCCUGGCAGGACUGGGCUUCUCUCCUGACCCCAGACCAGGGUCCCCUGCUCAGUGUGGGCAGCUCACACGCUGGUGGUCAGAGGCCCCUGCCAGCUCAGCCUGUCUCCUCCUAACACCAAUUAUUUCGAGAAAGGACGGUCCGCACGCCGAAGGGCAGGAUGGUUCUGAGCGGAGCCCUGUGCUUCCGAAUGAAGGAUGCAGCAUUGAAGGUGCUUUAUCUGCAGGAUAACCAGCUGCUGGCGGGUGGGGUGCAUGCAGGGAAGGUCCUGAAAGGAGAGGAGAUCAGUGUUGUCCCCAAUCGGUUUUUGGAUGGCAGCCUCUCUCCAGUCAUCCUGGGCGUCCAGGGAGGGAGCCAGUGCCUAUCGUGUGGGACUGGGCAGGAACCGAUUCUGAAACUAGAGCCAGUGGACAUUAUGGAGCUCUACCGCAGCCCAGAGGGCUCCAGGGGCUUCACCUUCUACAGGCGGGACACGGGGCUCACCUCCAGAUUCGAGUCGGCUGCCUUCCCGGGCUGGUUCCUCUGCACUGCGCCCGAAGCAGACCAGCCUCUCAGGCUCACCCAGCUUCCAGGGGAUGCCAGCUGGGACCACCCCAUCAUGGACUUCUACUUCCAGCAAUGUGACUAGGGCAACCCAUCUCCCAGGACCCAGGGGCAAAGCCCCCAGGGGUGAGUGGAGGAGGAGGAGGAGGAGGGCCAAACGACCAUCCUCCUCUGUUCUCGGGCCCUCACUUGACUGACUCGACACAUGGUCACUCUCCCUUCUCCUGAUUCCUAGUUUGCGUAAAUUCUUCUAGAUUUGGUGAUUAGUUCAAGUUUUUUCCCUGCUGGGUGGUACUCCUGGUAUGGAACCUUGCAAAAAUGACACGAGGUAUAAAAGGGGAGUGGUGGGAAUCCUCAUGCUUCAUGGUACCUUGUCCAGUGCCCCUGAACCCCACAGGCCAGCCCCAUCCCAAGUUGAGCCUAUUAGGGCCACCAGCUCCCUACAUGGGGUCCCAUCACUAUCCCUGUGCAGGAUAAAGGGUUAGGGACCCAAGUCCCAGUCCCUUCCCCUUCCCUAAUUCAGCUGCCAUCAUAUGUGCCUUCUCCACCCCACCCUCAUGCUCUCAGGGUGGUGGUGCCCAAGGGCAUGGCUCCAGCUCAGAAGACCGAGGGUGGACAGGCAGUCACUCCUUCUGAAACCCAAGGUACAAUUAAAAUCCAAGAUGCUGGUGUCUAGUCACAUGGAGAUGCUCAUGACACAUUAAGCAAGAAGAGCAAGUUACACAGUGGCAUAUCUUAUAAUUCCAUUUUAAUUAAAAAUACAUAUUUAAUUAAAAAUAUAAGAAAAAGUC
Molecule: messenger RNA, 1428 nt
Organism: Pipistrellus kuhlii (Kuhl's pipistrelle)
Lineage: Eukaryota; Metazoa; Chordata; Mammalia; Chiroptera; Vespertilionidae
Gene: IL36RN
Product: interleukin 36 receptor antagonist
Exons: 4
Coding region: 255-722 (155 amino acids)
Biological process (GO): inflammatory response to antigenic stimulus; cellular response to lipopolysaccharide
Molecular function (GO): interleukin-1 receptor binding; cytokine activity
Source: RefSeq, a predicted model, not a curated record